GUGCGAGACAAGAUCGACGGUGCCAAAAAACGACGGGGGAGAGAUAUCGGAAAAUUAAAUAUCUGUUUAAAUGAGGCAAAGACUUGAACUACCAUCUCAACCUCUCCUCAGGUUUUUUGCUUGUACAUAUCCCUUUUCCUAGAUUCUAGGGCAUUAUCAUGGCGGUAGCUGGUCGUUUCCUCUCUAGUAUCGGCGCCGAUGUUCUGUGGCGGUCAAGCCGAGACCUAAAGAUUCUCAUCCUUCUCCGCUUCAUCCGCCUCCUCGGCUAUGGAGGAACGACCCUUGUUCUGGCGUUAUAUCUCAACGCGUUGGGAUUUCAUGAUACCCAGAUUGGUCUGUUCAUGACGCUGACGCUCGUGGGUGAUCUUGCUAUUAGCUUUAUCCUCACUUGGGUCGGUGAUCGUGUUGGAGUUCGAUCAACAGCUGUUGUUGGUGCUUUGUUGAUGAGUGCUGGAGGAGUUGCCUUUGCGUUCUUUGAGAACUUUUGGCUGUUGCUUCUUGCGAGUAUCGUUGCUGUUAUCAAUCCAAGUGCGAAUGAGAUUGAUCCCUUCAAAGCAUUUGAAGAAUCGGCUAUUGCUCGUCUCAGCACAUCUCAUACAUGCAAUGACAUGUUUGCUUGGUGGUCAAUGCUAGGCAUGUUCGGCACAGCAGCAAGUAAUCUCCUAACAGGCUGGCUCAUCAACGCCCUCGAAGACAACGGCAUGAAAAAAGUUGAUUGCCACCGAAUCAUCUUCCUCAGCUACGCCGGUAUCGGCCUCCUCAAACUCCUCUGCUCAUUAUUCCUCAGCUCAGAAGUCGAGCAAAUGCCCCUUCAAAAAGAAUCCUGCUCAACACCCCAAUCCGGCAUCCUCACCCCCGAAGAAAUCUCUGAUGAUGAGACUGCUCCUCUUCUCGAUGACAAUAACUCCGGCUACGGAGCUGUUACCCAAACACAAGCCCAAGUCAUCGCCACCGUCCAAGAAAAGCGUCUCUUCACUCCAUCAUCCUUCACCUUCAUGUGGAAGCUCUCCCUCGCACUAAUCCUCGACUUUGUGGGCUCAGGUCUCGCACAAAUCUCAUGGAUGACAUAUUUUUUCAAGCGCGAGUACGACAUGCCCGAGGGCGCCCUUGGUUCCGCGACCUUCACCGCCGGCAUAAUCUCCUCUGUGCUCAACCUCGCAUCGUCACCGCUGUCACGCGCCAUCGGACAGGUGCAAACCAUGGUUCUCUGUCACACGGUCAAUUCCAUCUCGUUGCUCAUGGUGUCUGUGCCUGGGAACAAGUAUAUAGCUCUUGUUAUUUUCAUUUUCAGAAUUGUUACGCGUGAGAUUGAUAAUGCGCCGCGACAGGCGUUCAUCUCGGCGGGGGUUUUGGAUCAUGAGAGGACUUCUGCUAUGGGUGUUGUUAAUAUUACAAAGACGAUUGGAAGUUGUGUUGGUUUGUAUAUCACGGGUUUGUUUGCGGGAUUGGAUAAGUUCUGGCUUGCGUUUAUUCUUGCCGGUGCUCUUAAACUUUCUUACAAUGUUUUGAUCUUGGCAUUCUUUUGGAAGAGGCGUUGAAAAGUUUUCUCAUUGGCAUUUUCUCAAUCAUUAAUAUUGCGUAUUUUGUGCUUCAGCGUUUUUUCAUCAGAUAGAAUUGGCCGAGUCCUAUGUCUCUCGAUGUCCCAAUUGUAGUAAGACUACUCUGCAUGUUUCUCAACAUUUGUGCUCUGAUGAGGCCCAUUCCAGAGACCAAGUUCCAGUCAUCAUAUCCACGAC
Messenger RNA from Fusarium redolens, 1736 nucleotides. RefSeq names its product major facilitator superfamily domain-containing protein. NCBI's taxonomy places the organism in Eukaryota, Fungi, Ascomycota, Sordariomycetes, Hypocreales, Nectriaceae. Gene Ontology annotation, molecular function: transmembrane transporter activity. The record is from RefSeq and is a predicted model, not a curated record. Gene Ontology annotation, cellular component: fungal-type vacuole membrane. The coding region runs from base 159 to 1538 and encodes 459 amino acids. The transcript has 2 exons.